Molecule: messenger RNA, 1842 nt
Organism: Suillus fuscotomentosus
Lineage: Eukaryota; Fungi; Basidiomycota; Agaricomycetes; Boletales; Suillaceae
Exons: 5
Coding region: 424-1803 (459 amino acids)
Source: RefSeq, a predicted model, not a curated record
CACACCUUGUAUACUAGUGCGAUCUACCGUCUAAUUUCCUCACCACUUCGCUGAUGCAGCCACAUGCACCAGAGGCUGUGGUCAUAAGCGAAAAAUAUUUAAUCUGCGUGUCUAUAAUAUGCUGGCCUUCCUGUCCCAGCCUCCCAUAAUGAUGGCAGCUUCUUCCAGACUGACAGAAGAAAUCCGCGUCCAUCCAGCCUUCUUGCGUACAACGCACUCCCGGGUCACCAGGACUUUGACUCGACAAUAUCUGAUGCGAAGCCCACUGCUGAUACUGGAACCGAUUUCUACGACCGCAGUCUGACGAGUCGCAGAUAUGCCCUUGUCGGAGUGGCAUGUACAAGUAUCUUCAGCUGCUUAUGCGUCAUUGCAGGGAUUGUCACUUUAGCCAGGCACGGAAUCGCGGGAGUAACCCCACUCAGCAUGGUGGCAGUACCCCCGACGGCCGAUCCUUAUGAACUUCCUUCUCCUCAACUUUCUCGGCAGGCGGAAAUCUUGACCCUGAUGCUUGACUUAAUCGUCACGUUGUGCACCGAGUCCACAGGCUUCGUACACGGCAUCUCAUUGCGCUCUGCGCUAGCCUCAGAGUCUCGGCUUCGUUUCAACACCAACCUGCGCCUUCUGACCGCAGCUCGUGGAUGGCAUCACCCUAAUGGCGCCCUGCUUAACGUUAUCUCGGCUGUCCUCCUCAUUAUAUCCUACAGCUCGCCCUCACUCAUCGUAUGUGUGGACCAAAAUUACACAGAGACAUUUGAAGCAGUUGUUAGUGAGGGUAUUGCCAUCGCAGGAAUACCUCUCCUCAUUUUGGGCGUCGCACUCCUCCUCCAGGUGAUCAUCGCAUUGUCAGGGAUGCGGGCGGUCAAGAUCUUGACAUGGAGCUCCUCACCUUUCGACGUGACCGCCGCACUCGUCCACCAUACGCAAUUGACCCCUGCUACUUUCCGGUGCAUGCGUCGUGUGUCUGACCUAGACAUGUAUGGAGGACCAGCAAAGCCACCAGAGACACAGCCCUCUGCGUGGCAUGCUCACCCUAGCAUCCGGAAAGUUGUCAUUUUUCUGUGGGUUAUUGUUGCAGCAUGCGCUGGAUGGGCCGCGCUCGUCAUGUAUAUCAGCACCCGUUUCUCUGCCGGUUAUGGUUCUGUUCAUCUAAUCCUACAAACGUGGUCGUUCUUCCAAAAUCCUGAUGGCAAUUACAUUGCAUAUGGUGUACCGAGUGCCGGUAUUGAGUGGUGGAUUGUGCUCUUUGUCAACAUUGCAGCAGUCCAAGGACCGUUGACGCUUGGGCUGCAUUGCUCGGAGCUCAUCGUGAAUGUCAUUCGAGACGAAAGACAGUGGAGAUCCGCUACCAGAAGCCAAGGACUUAGAGUGGCGACGAACCCGCUGAAGCCCAUUUUCACUCAUCCGCUUUGUCUCAUACUUUUUAUCGCAAAGCCUUUCCUGCACUGGAUUUUUGGGCUUUCAUUCGACAUAGCCCCAGACGUCUCUGACGACACCCUAGACUAUUUUAUGAUAUUCAUGUACACUGCUCAGAUCUGGAACUUAUGCAUUGCGCUCUUGAUACUUGCCUGUUUCUUCACUGUGAUCGCACUGCGCAGACCGCACGGUCCCCAGCCAGCUGCAUAUGGCCACGUCCAGACGCUCGCCAACCUCGUGGAUGAGUGGUCGCCUGUGAUGUGGUGGGGACACAAGGAGGAUGGGAUUCCGUACUGUCACGCUGGGACAAGCGAUCACCCGCUGCCGGAUGUGAAGAUGGACUGCGUUUAUGCUGGUUCUGAUGCUGGGUCCCUGGUACCCCUCUCGUGAGAGGUACUUGGUUUGCUUUGUAAAGGGAGUGCUCUGAUU